AGAUUUUUACAAAUGGGUAUAUGAUUUAAUAACAGCCCAUUUCUUUCUUUGUCACUCCAAUACAUUCUCCAGCCAAACUUACACAUCCGUCCUAGCCAGAGAGUUCCACUCCCUUCACUAUUCUUCUUUCAGACGCCAUUAACCAAGCUCCGGAUUUGAUACCUCUCUACCCUAAUUUUCUCCCGCCGGUUUUACUAUGACUAUAAUGGCGUUCUUCUAUAGCGGGUGAUUACAGGCCGCCGUUUGGGGUGGAGCUCAGGAAGGGCAUCAGGGGCCACGUGGCAGCCUUCUCAACGGCUAUUUGGAGUUUUGGACCGAUAGGUCCGGAUUUUAAUUUUUCUCUUUCUACCCUCUAUUUACACAACACCUAAAUCUACUCCAUCCGGCCAUUCCAUACUCAUUUUCCCUGUCAAAUUUAAAUUCUCUCCAUACUAGCUAUAAUUUUUCUUCCUACCCUCUAUUUGUUGCCAUGGCUUCUUCAUCAUCUUCCGACGAAGCCGAACAAAUUUUUUUUAGUCUGAUGGCGGAGGCAGCACUAAUACUUUUGGCAGAAGAAGAAAACACACAGACGUCAGAACCAAGAAGAAGACAUGCGCCUUUAAAUCAAGAUCGACAGGCUGCUCAUGAACAGUUGGUUUUCGACUACUUCGCGGAACACCCCGUCUACAACGAUGAACAGUUUAAGCAUCAGUUUCACGAAGGUCGCGCAAUAUGCGAGUACGACCCGAAUGACAUUGAUGAUGAUGUUGAGCCGGUUGAUGCGACACAACAAGAGUCAAAUAGGUGGGCGUUACAUAAUCUGGAUACGCAUCUCCACCUCCGCGCCAAUUUGAUAGAGCAUAUUUGGAAUUUCGAUCAUGAAAUUCAAGAGGACGAGUAGUUUUUAUAAGUCUAGUUUUUCUAUUGCACUUUUUUAACACUAUCAAGUCUGAUUUUUUUUAACGCACCUUUUUCUAUUACGCCCUAUCAAAUGUUCAAUUUAAGAUUUUUAGUUUAAGUUAAAAAAAAGUAUAUGAAAUGUUAUAAAAUUAAUAUUAAAAAAAUUAUGCUCUUUAAUUUAAAAAUAUUAAUAAGAUGUUUAAUUUUAGUUUUUUUUUAGUUUAAGUAAAAAAUUAAAUGAUAUAUUUUAAAAGUAAUUUAAAAAAUUAAAAAAAAGGAUGGGGGUGAGGAACUGAGGAUGCAGUGAAUAACUCUCCUGAAUGGGGAUGGAAAAAGGUUUAUUGAAGCUGAACUGGCAGAUGAAGAUGUUAGGGAUGCAGUGAUCCACACACUAAACAGGUACUUGAAGGAUGUCUUUGUUAAUCUCCGUCAAAGAUUACUUUGCAACACAAUAUUUAGUAUUCUUUGACAUAUGGGAAGGAGUUGGUGCAACCUCAAAUGCAAUAAGGAAAAACAGAGUUCUGGGUUUAAGCUCAGUGAAGAGGACAUGGAACUGAUCUAUAACUUUAUUGUUGACUUUUACCCUUCAUGUAUGUGGAACUUUUUGUUGACUUUUUUCCAUAUGUAUUCUCUCAAUUUUGUUCUUUUCGUGAGGUGUUCAAAUA
Molecule: messenger RNA, 1544 nt
Organism: Cuscuta campestris
Lineage: Eukaryota; Viridiplantae; Streptophyta; Magnoliopsida; Solanales; Convolvulaceae
Source: the annotation of a GenBank genome assembly